Molecule: messenger RNA, 642 nt
Organism: Vigna umbellata (rice bean)
Lineage: Eukaryota; Viridiplantae; Streptophyta; Magnoliopsida; Fabales; Fabaceae
Source: RefSeq, a predicted model, not a curated record
UUGCUAACUAGCCACCAAGACUUGACUGUGUUUUUGUUCUGUGUUUCAUGCCCAUACUGUCAUACUUAUUCUUUCACUUUCUUUUCAAUGCUUUCCAGAGCUGCUUUGCUCAAAAUGUUUUCUCCUUAUGGAAAGAUAAUUUCUGAGGACUUCUUAUGGCACACACGUGGCCCAAAACGCGGGGAGCCACGCGGCUUUGCUUUCAUCCAGUAUAGCACAAAAGAGGAAGCCGAAUUAGCCAAGGAGAAAAUGCAUGGGAGGUUUGCCUGUGGCCGGCCGCUGGUUGUUCGUCUUGCCGGCGAGAAGUGCUUGCUGGAAACAGCUGAUAAGUCUACAAAAGCAGCAAGUGAAGGGCACAAGAUGCUUCUCAUUGGUGGUGGGGGUGCCAUGGGACAGACAAGUCGUACUGCAAAAAUAGCUGCUAUAAAAAAUAAAUUGAAAUCCUUAGAGGAGGAGAGUUCUAGGACCAAGAGACAGAAGCAAAGUGACAAUAUAUAUUGAGUCAGAUUCUGUAAGUAUAUAAUGAAGAGAUUAUUUCAUAAAUUUUAAAUUCACAUAGUUCAGUUUGUUUUUUAGGCCACAAGGCAGAUUGUGACUACAGAAACUAAUUUUCCAUUUGAAAUUAUCUAAAUUGAUAUUUAA